ACCUCCCCCCGAAGAUGACUACUACAGGCGUGAGCCGCCUCCUCUUUUCCUCGGAGAGCUGCAGUCCCAGAACUCCGACCUCCAACGGGAGCUGGGCAACCUCAAGAAGGAACUGGAACUGACAAACCAGAAGCUGGGCUCCAGUAUGCACAGCAUAAAGACCUUCUGGAGUCCAGAGCUGAAGAAGGAGAGAGCGUUGAGGAAGGAGGAGAGCGCCAAGUACAGCCUUAUUAAUGACCAACUGAAACUGCUCAACCAAGAAAAUCAGAAACAAGCGAUGCUCGUGCGACAAUUAGAAGAGGAACUUCGUUUGAGGAUGAGGCAACCGGCGCCUGAAUUGCAACAGCAGUUGGAAGCAUUGUUUUCUGAGAAUGAACACCUGCAGAGAGAGAUCGCGAUAUUGAGGGAUACCAUUAAGGAAUUAGAGUUGAGAAUUGAAACCCAAAAGCAAACUCUGCAAGCAAGAGAUGAGAGCAUCAAAAAGUUACUUGAAAUGCUACAAAAUAAAGGAAUGGGUAAAGAAGAAGAACGGCAAAUGUUUCAGCAAAUGCAGGCGAUGGCACAGAAGCAGGAGCUCAAGGCGACGGCGGACACGCUGCGGGCGCUGCAGACGCAGCUGGAGCGCGCGCUCACCGCCGCCGGCCUGCCCGGAGGCAGUGCGGGCGCCACCCUCACCGCCGUGCUCGAGACCAAGGAAGCGCGCAUCGCCACGCUGGAGCGGCAGGUCGCGUUGCUCGAGAGCGAGCUGGCCGCGCUCGUGUCGCCGCCGCCGCCCUCCCUCGCGCCCUCCCACGCCUCGCUUUUCGAUAAAGCCGACCCUCCCUUCAAGAGACAAUUGGACGAGUUUCGUCUGGAGAUCCAGAGGAGAGACCAGGAGAUAUUGGCGAUGGCGGCGAAGAUGAAAGCACUGGAGGAACAGCACCAGGAUUAUCAGCGUCACAUAGCUGUUCUGAAGGAGUCACUGUGCGCGAAGGAGGAACAUUACAGCAUGCUGCAAACAGACGUCGAAGAGCUUAAAGCUCGAUUGGACGAGAAGAGUAGACUAGUGGAGAAGAAGACAGCAGCAGCGUUGGCAGCUGCCCACGAGUUGGCAGAACUUCGAGACCACUCUGAGAUCAAAGAUCGAAAGAUCAACGUGCUCCAGCGCAAGAUUGAAAACCUUGAAGACCUCCUCAAAGAAAAAGAUAAUCAGGUUGACAUGGCAAGAGCUAGACUAAACGCUAUGCAAGCACACCAUUGCUCGUCAGAAGGCGCGCUAUCCUCCUUAGAAGAAGUUAUAGGAGACAAAGAAAAACAAAUCCAACAGUUACGGGAACAAAGAGAUAGAGCAGAACACGAAAAGAACGAAGAAAGAGAACUCCACGAAAGAGAAAUAGCAGAAUACAAGAUGAAACUACAUGCUUUGGAAAGUGAGGUUGAAAAAUUAGGUGCUAGACUCGAAAGAGCUCAGGCGGAGAAAGAUCGACUCGAGGCUAAACUUGAAAGUUCCCAGUCUGAGUUAGGAAAAUCAAAAGCCGAACUUGACAAAGCAGCAAGUGAAGUUGGAAGAUCAGGUGCUGAUUGGGAAGCAGCGAAACAGCGUUUGGCUCGGCUUGAGCUUGAAAAUGAACGGUUGAAACAUGAAUUAGAAAGGUCUCAGACAACAUUCGGAAGGAGCACGUUAACUACCUCGCAGGAACUUGACAGAGUUCAAGAGAAGGCCGAUAAGUCUGCAGCGGAAUUAAGACGAACUCAGGCAGAAUUGAGAGUUACUCAGGCGGAUGCUGAAAGAGCACAUUCUGAAGCUAGUGCGCUGCAGGACAAAUUAGAAAAGUCACAAGGUGAGGUAUACCGUCUUAAGGCUAAACUUGAAAAUGCACAAACAGAACAAGACAGUCUAAAGGAGGAAUACGACAGGGUGCAAUCCUCGAUCAGUCGACUCCACUCCGAGCGCGAUAAAGCCGUAGCAGAGCUGGAUAAAGCGCGCGAAGAGCUAGAGCGUACACAAGCCACUCUGGGCAAGGCACAGCUUCAGCAAGACAAGCUCCAGGCGUCUCUCGACUCGGCGCACACCGAGAUUGACAAGCUUCAAGAGAAAUUGGACAAGUCUGCUGUUGAAGUUAGAAAGCUACAAGUGGACAGGGAGAAACAAUCGUAUGACUUCGAAUCGCUGCAAUCUCAACUGGACAAGGCGCUGGGUCAAGCCGCCAGGCUUCAAAAAGAGAGGGAUACGGCCCAGCUUGACGCUGAGAGGUUCCGGGACAAACACGAUAAGGCACAGGCACUAGUAGCUCGCAUACAAAAAGAAAGGGAUGGAGCUCUAGCAGAUGCUGCUAGCUGCCGUGAAAGGGCCGAAGCGGCUGCUGCGGCCGCCAACAGGGCAGCCCGCGAUAGAGACAGUGCCGCUACAGAACUGGACGUGUUGAGGGAACGGUGGGAGAAAGCUCAUCAGCAACACCAGAAGCUUACGAUGGAAAGAGAUGAUGCCCUGACAGAACUGGAAAUAAUGAAAGAAAAACUAGAUAAAGCACUUUAUUCUUCACAAAAGACCAUCGAGGAAAAAGAAACAGCGCACAAAGAAUACGAAAAAAUGCUUGAAAAGUAUGAUAGAUCACAAAACGAAAUUUACCGAUUACAAAACAAGUUAGAUAUACUGGAAGCCGAUAAAGACCGUAUUGAACUCGAACUGGAAAAACAAGUUCACAUGUCGACAAAAGCUCGGGAAGACCAAAGAAAGAUGCAAGAUGAAUUGUCUAGGUUACAGGAAAUGUAUGAUAGAGCGUCAUUACAAUUGGGCAGGACCAAAGAACAGGAAGAGAAAGCUAAAGAAGAUAUGGAUAGGUUGAGUGUUGAUAUUGAAAUGGUUAGGGAAAGAUAUGAGAAGAGUCAGAUAGAAUUGCGAAGACUGCAAGCAGAAAAGGAGAAAUUGGUAGCCGAUAAUGAAAGAUUACAAUUUGAAUACGAUAGAGCAAUGACACAGUGUGGUAAGGCGCAAGCUUCAAAUGAAAAGACUCAAGAGGAAAUGGCUAGAGUACAAAUUGAACUCGAGAAGAUGUAUGAUAAACAUGAUAAGGUCUCUUCUGAAUUAAGAAGAGUGCAGGCCGAGCUUGACAAAGUUAAACAAGAUGCUAGUGGAGCUAGAGAAGAAGCGGAAAGAUACGCGGCACGUUAUGGAAAAUAUCAUGAUACAAAAGAAGAACAUGAAAGAACUAAAUUGGAGGUGGAACGACUUCGCGCACGGUUAGAGAAGACAGCGUUAGACCUGGAGCGAGCGCGCAAGGCUGAGGAGGAAGUAGUACGUCUACGCUCGGAGCUCGAACGCGUCGAAGGCCUUCGAGGUAAAUACCAAUUCGAACAGGAUAAGUGGACCAAUGAGCUGAAUCGGAUGCAGGCAGAAAUCGACAAGCACCGCGAACGGUAUGAAGUAGCACAGGCUGAUAUCCAGCGCGUGCAGUCAGAAAAGGAACAAGCUGAGACCAAGUUACAUGAACUGAAUAUACAAUUAGAACUAUCUAGGAGUGAAGUAGCGAAACUUUCUGGAGCAUUAGAAAAGCAGAGAACUGAUCUUGAACGCGCUCAUAUUGAGUGUGAAAAGUUCAGAGAUCGAUGCGAGAAACUUAAAUUACGUUCUGAGCAAUUAGAUAAAGAUAACGAGAGACUAAAGGGAGAGUUGCAACAAAUUGAGAGGAUGAAAUUACAGGCUGUGGCUGGAGAUAAAGCAAGGACUGAGGAUAGAUUGGAAAUUGAGCGUCUGCGGGACAAACUGGAAAAAGCUAUUCAAGCAAGAGACUCGACAGAAAUGGAAGCCGGUCGCUUGGCUAAAGAACUUGAGAAAUCACAAAUGCAUCUUGCCAAAUAUCAGGAAACUAAUGAGUCAACGCGGGUAGAAUAUGAUAGAAUGACUAACGAGUUAGGAAGAAUGCACGAGCGCCUUGAACGUACAAUCCUUGAAAUGCGACAGAUCGAACAGGAGAGAGAUGCGUUAAGAGCGGAAAUACAGAAUACGAGACGUAAUGUUGAGCAGCAACAAAGAACUUUGGACCAUCGAACGCAAGAAACUCUAGUAAAACUUCAACAAGAAUUAGCUCAGUCUGUGCGAGAUAGAGAAAAAAUGGCUUCAAUAUUAGAACAAAGAGACAAACAAGCAGACGCAAUAGAGAAACAGAUUGUGAAGUUAGAAGCUGAUACUAAACAGCUUACAAUUGAACGCGAUCAAUUAGUAGCUCAACUAGAAAAGUCACAGGACAUGUUAGUCAAUUUCCAGAGAGAACUGAAUGCUUCAGAAGCAGAAUUGCAGAAACAGCGAGAAGAAGUGCGUAGAUUGAAAGAAGAACAAAGAAAGAUGGCUCAGGAUUCUGAGCGUGGCACAAAAACCGUCCUCGAGAGUCGCGAUAGAGAAAUUGCAAAAUUACAGCAACAAGUCCAAGUUGUCACCAAAGAGAGAGAGACUAUCAGACAACGCGCGGAAAAAGCCGAGAGGGAAGCACAAAAAGUCGGGGAAAUUGAUAAGUGGCGAGCUGCCGUUGAAGCAGAAAAAACUAAGGCAAUCGCAGCAGAAAAAGCUUUAUCCGAAUGCCAGCAACGCUUACAGUCUUUGGAAAAACAGUUCCAGGCACAACAGCAGCAAUUGCAGCAGCUUCAAGCGCGGGGACCAUCGGAUGUUCGUGAAGUUCAGAAGCAGCUAGAAUCAGCGCAAGCGGAGGCGCGUUCUCUUGCAGUUGAGCGAGAACGAUGCCAGUCGCAGCUCGAGAUGCUUGUUCAAGAAUUGGAGAAGAGCCAGCUCGAUCUCCACGAAGCGAACAAGAAACUGCAAGCGGCUGGCGCUCAGAACGCCAAAGCUGGAGACGAUACAGCCCAAGCUAAGAGGCAGCUCCAAGAAGAAUUUAAGAAAUUGGAAGACGCGAGAAGACAUUUUGAAGAACAGAGAAGAACGUUCGAGAAUAAGAGGAAAGACGUGGAGGAAAAAGAAAAGUCGCUAACAGAAUUAGAUCGACAGUUAAAGAAGAGAAAAGAGCAAAUGGACCAAAUGGAAGCAUCGUUGAGGAAGGCCGGCGGCAGCACAGCAGCAGUCACAGAUCUGAACCGCAAGCUGACGGACACACAGAAGGAUGCUGAGCAGCUGAAGCAACAGCUGGACCAGAGCAAGGAGGAGGCGAAGCGGCUGACCACAGAGACGGAGAGGCUUCUGCAGCUGGUGCAGAUGUCGCAAGAGGAACAGGCACAGAAGGAGAAGCAGAUAAUGGAUUUGCAGCAAUCUGUGAGAAACCUUCAAGCCAAACUCAAAAGUCAGCAACAAGCACAAGCACAAAGAGAAGAGGCUGGACCCGCUGGCUUCCUCAAAAGCUUUUUCUAAGUUAGUCCUUCGCCUCAAGACUGUCAUUCAUUUAUUUGCUCUUUUUAAUUUAAAUAGUUAUUUUCUUAAACCGUCGAUUGACAAAUAUUCCGUGAGCGACAACUAUAGACUCCACGUCUUUCAUAAACUUAUCACAAUUAAGCUUUACAAUUGCAAUUUCUUAAUAAGUAAUGUUAUCGAUAUCUAACUAUAUAUUGAAUAUAUAUAUAUUAAUGAAGUGUUCAGAUAAUAAUAACAGCGUCUUGUUGAUGUACUCCGGUAUAACAUAUACACAGUGCGAGUCUCAGUUCAUUGUAACCAACACACAAGUAAGAUUAAUAAUUAGUUUAGAGAUAUUUUUAAGUGACGUUUAAAAAAAAAUGGGGAAAAAAAAUAAAUAAUCGUGUUCAGCCGGAAUUAUUUUGUUAAGGAUUGAUAUGAAUAAAAAAAAAACAUAUUGUGUAAAACUGUUAAGUGAACAUGUAUCUAGUUAGAUGAAGUAAGUUGUCCACUAAAUAGUCGAUGUUACCCAGCUUUCAUCUUGUUAUGCGAAUAAUCAUAUUACCUAUUUAUACUGAAAGAAAAUCUAUGUUGACCUUUCUCCAGUUAUUUUUGUGUUUAUAUUGUUGAGAAUUUUGUUGUUGAAGUAAAAAGAGAAACUAUAUAAUUUUU
Messenger RNA from Galleria mellonella (greater wax moth), 5983 nucleotides. RefSeq names its product myosin-2 heavy chain (gene brp). NCBI's taxonomy places the organism in Eukaryota, Metazoa, Arthropoda, Insecta, Lepidoptera, Pyralidae. Gene Ontology annotation, molecular function: structural constituent of presynaptic active zone. Gene Ontology annotation, cellular component: cytoskeleton of presynaptic active zone. The record is from RefSeq and is a predicted model, not a curated record. The coding region runs from base 146 to 5332 and encodes 1728 amino acids. The transcript has 17 exons. Gene Ontology annotation, biological process: neuromuscular synaptic transmission; maintenance of presynaptic active zone structure; regulation of synaptic plasticity.